AUGUCAGACAUACAGCCGAGCAGCGGCAAACGUGCGCCAGGCACUCGGAUCCUCAAGAUCGCCAGCCUUGAGGCUGAGUUAGCUCAAAAGACCGCGGAGCUGGAAAGACUGAAGCAACUGCGAGCGGAGAACACUGAACUCCGUCGACUCCUAGACCAAGCUCCGCCAUUCACCGUCCAUCUUGGCUCGACUACUCCGAGUGAGCAUCUCCCCCUACAGCAUCCGUCGCCGCUCCAACAUCUCGAAACACUGGCGCCCGGCCAGAAGCUAAGUCCCAAGGAUGUGGCUGUACAAACCUCUGAUCCAGCAGAACUCGCUGCGCAAGACCGAGUGGUCCUAAUUACUGGCGACCUACGCGACGCGAUCUACUUGGAUAUUGAGCGGCAAGUCGGUUGCUGUACGACGGGCAAGGCAGCAGCUCAGGGCGUCCCUAAAUGCAUGACGUGCGCAAGGCGCUUGGAAGGGGAUACGUGCCGCUUUCAGGGUAUACGCUGCUUUGGCAUCGACCGGGACGGGAAGAUUGUCACUGUCGCCUUUAAGGAUGACGGUACGGUCUCAGAUCUCCUCUACCCUGAUAGGUGGCAAGUGGAACCCACACAAGAAGACCUCAUGCAUGUAAAGAUGGCCAUUGCAAAAGCUCUUCUGCCUAUUCUUCGUGAGGAGAUGAACCACAUCCAAAGCCUGACCAUAAUCAAGCGUCAGCGGGAGAGUGAUGUUCGUGUCACCUGCGAUAUCUGCAACACCUCGAUCUUCUCUGCCAGCUGGAUGUGUCGUACCUGCGGCAGCGAGAGCUGCCCUCCCUGCUUCAAGCUUGUCACUCAGUAUACAUCAGCCUCCGUCGAGCAAAGGGGCGGUCGUCCUCCCUCAUUCCUCGCCUGCUCGACGUCCGCACAGCAUCAGGCCGUAAAAUUCUCGCCCGUAACAAGAUUUGAGGAGCAGGAUCUGCAGCAAUCUAUUCGGGAACUCGAGGAGGUACUGAGGCUCGGGAAGGCCCCGUCUAUCCCAGAAGUGGCCUUGAAUCUCGAGAGCCAACUCGCACGAUCGACGCCUCAGGACUCGCAGUAUGAGCAGGUGACACGACUAGCGUGUGAGAUGGUGACAGAGGAAAUCCUGAGCUUCUUCUUGAAACGGGGGGAGCCGCUUAUCAUCACGGGGCUGCUGCAGCGCAUGCAGAUAUCCUGGACGCCGGAGUACUUCAUCCAACACUACGGCGACCGCGAAUGUCUCAUCACAAACUGUGCGAACGAGCGCACCAAGGCAACGACUGUCGCAGAUUUCUUCCAGACUUUCGGCAACUAUUCCAGUAGGGGCAGGAAGGUUUGGAAGUUGAAGGACUGGCCACCCACGGCAGAUUUCAAAACAUCGUUUCCGGACCUCUAUCACGACUUCAUGAAUGCAGUCCCUGUACCCGCGUACACGCGACGAGAUGGCUUUAUGAAUAUCGCCUCCCAUUUUCCGACGAAUGCUAUUGCUCCCGACCUUGGCCCCAAAAUGUACAAUGCACAGGCCUCGACAACAGGCGAAGGGAGCAAGGGAUCGACUCGUUUGCACAUGGACAUGGCAGACGCGCUGAAUGUCAUGACCUACGCUGCUCCUGAGACGCGCGACUCCCCUCCCGCCGGUGCGGCCUGGGAUAUAUUUCGACCAGAGGACUCGGCGACAAUCCGUCAGUACAUGCGCCAGUCGCUUCAUCCUACUUCUUCGGAUCCUAUCCAUAGCCAGCACUACUACCUCGACGACAAGCUACGUUCAGAGCUCUUCGCAGAAACUGGUGUGCGCUCUUUCCACUUCCGGCAGCUACCCGGUGAAGCGGUGAUCAUCCCAGCGGGAUGCGCACAUCAGGUAUCAAAUUUGAGCGACUGCAUAAAGGUCGCGGUAGACUUUGUGUCACCGGAGAAUGUGGUGCGGUGCGAAAGGCUGACGGAAGAGUUUCGCCAGGAGAAUCUCGCGGCGCAGGACCAAUGGAAGGAGGACGUGCUCCAGCUCAAAACGAUGAUGUGGUAUGCUUGGGUGAGCUGUCAGCAGCAGCAGGGAAAAAUGGACAAGGGUUUAUUCGCUGUUUAA
Messenger RNA from Schizophyllum commune H4-8, 2064 nucleotides. RefSeq lists its product as uncharacterized. Gene Ontology annotation, cellular component: chromatin; histone deacetylase complex. The transcript has 10 exons. Gene Ontology annotation, biological process: regulation of transcription by RNA polymerase II. Lineage: Eukaryota; Fungi; Basidiomycota; Agaricomycetes; Agaricales; Schizophyllaceae. Gene Ontology annotation, molecular function: chromatin DNA binding; histone H3K9 demethylase activity; transcription coregulator activity. The record is from RefSeq and is a predicted model, not a curated record. The coding region runs from base 1 to 2064 and encodes 687 amino acids.